This is a messenger RNA of Ziziphus jujuba (common jujube), 3505 nucleotides long. Its product is annotated as MDIS1-interacting receptor like kinase 2-like. The record is from RefSeq and is a predicted model, not a curated record. The transcript has 2 exons. NCBI's taxonomy places the organism in Eukaryota, Viridiplantae, Streptophyta, Magnoliopsida, Rosales, Rhamnaceae. Gene Ontology annotation, molecular function: protein kinase activity; ATP binding; protein binding. Gene Ontology annotation, biological process: protein phosphorylation. Bases 269 to 3289 code for a protein of 1006 amino acids.
UAAGCUUUUAAGGAGUAUUUUAGUGUAAACUUUUGGGAUAGAUUUUGUAUUCAAUAUUAACAACUCCCAUCUUUUUGAAGUGGAGCUAGCUAGCGACACUUUUAAAGUCUCUCAUGUUUGACAGAAACAGAAUAAGCAUACAAAUUUUCCAUUUUCUUACGUUCACACAUUCACAUAUGGUUUCCUUUUAGUUCCAAAAAUUUAUUAUAUAUAAUACUAUCCAUGCUACAGUUGUAGUUUGUAACACAAAUAUAGCUCAUAAAUAACCAUGGUUUCCUUGUUUGCUCAUUCAUUGUUCAACAAACAAAUUUUCUUGUUCUUGUCAAUCAUGUAUAUCUACAGUUUAUUCCAUCAGUUUGGUUCAUCUUUCUUCAAAAGUACUAGUGUGUCGUUUGUUGUUGCUGCUGCUAACGUUAAUGAGGAAGCAGAGGCUCUGAUAAAGUGGAAGCUCGGCCUUGACAACAAAAGCCAACAUUUCCUGUCUUCGUGGCAACUCGAGGGCAACAGAAGCAGCAGCCAUUGCAGUUGGCUUGGAGUUGGUUGCGACGAGUCGAAAAGAAUCACCAAUUUGAGCCUUCCUAACUCUAAUUUAAGUGGUACACUUCAAAAUCUAAGCUUCUCAUCCUUUUCGAACCUCGUUUAUAUUGAUUUUGUAAAUAAUUACCUUUAUGGAGAUAUUCCCCUCAGCAUUUACAGCCUUUCCAAACUCACUCAUCUAAAGUUGGAGGUCAAUAGCCUUACCGGGUUUCUUUCUCCGGCAGUGGCAAAUCUUUCCAGUCUCUCCUACCUUUCUUUAUCUGGGAAUCAGCUCUCCGGAUCAAUUCCAAGAGAGCUCUGGUUGAUGACAGGUCUUAGGACUCUUUACUUUGCCAGAACUCUUAUCAGUGGCACCAUCCCGAAAGAAAUAGGAAACUUGAAGUCUUUAACAUCGCUUUCUUUAGAUAACUCCAACCUUACUGGUUCUAUUCCUUCUUCUAUUGGAAACCUGACCAAUCUAGCUGAUGUUUACCUUUUUGCCACUUAUAUUCAUGGAAAUAUUCCUACAGAAAUUGGAAAAUUAAGCAAUUUGAGAAGCCUUAUCCUUGAUGAUAAUAAUCUCUCUGGUGCACUUCCUUCCUUGGGCAACUCGACAAAUCUGAGUGUUCUAUAUUUGAAACAAAACCAGCUCAAUGGCACUCUUCCUUCAACAAUGAAUAACCUGACCAGGUUAACACAUUUUGAGUUGUCUUUUAACAACUUCAUUGGCCAAUUGCCUGAUCAAAUAUGCGGUGCUGGAUCACUUGUGUAUUUUUCUGCCAGUAAAAACCAUUUUACAGGCCCAAUUCCAACAAGCUUGAAAAACUGCAGCAGCAUUACUAGAGUUAGGCUGGAAGGAAACCAACUGACAGGAAAUCUUACAGAAGCUUUCGGUAUACACCCACACUUGUAUUAUUUUAAUCUAAGUGAUAAUAAAUUGCAGGGUGAGGUUUCACCAAAGUGGGGGCAGUGCCGGAAUUUGACAAGCCUCGACAUCUCCAACAACAAUCUUUCAGGCUCCAUACCACCUGCGCUUGGUAAGGCACCUCAGCUACAUGAACUUGACCUGUCAUCAAAUCAUCUCAUAGGAAAUAUUCCAGAGGAACUUGGAAGUUUGAAAUUAUUCAAACUUAUGCUAAGUGAAAAUCAACUAUCUGGAGAGAUUCCUCGCACAAUCGGAAUGCUACCUGCUCUAGAGAGUUUAGACUUGGCAGCGAACAAUCUAAGUGGCUUAAUUCCAAAAGAACUUGGAGGGUGCUCUAACCUCAUACAGUUGAAUUUGGAAAACAAUAAAUUUGAGGGAAGUAUUCCUUGGGAGAUAACUAAUAUGAACUCUCUUGAAAACCUUGAUUUCAGUUCUAAUAUGCUGAAUGGAGAGAUACCAGCUCAGCUCGCAGAAAUGAAACGUUUAGAGACUCUGAAUCUCUCACACAAUAAUCUUUCUGGUUUCAUUCCGCCCAAGUUUGAUGAAAUGAAGAGCUUGACAAUGGUUGAUAUAUCGUUCAACCAAUUGGAAGGUCCUAUUCCAAAUUCCAAAGCUUUCCGUGAGGCUUCAUUUGAAGCAUUCAGAAACAACAAAGGCUUGUGUGGUAACACCACUGGUUUGCCGCUUUGCUCUUAUGGUAAAAGGGGCAACAAAGUCAACAUAUUGAUCAUACUGGUAUCUCUUUUCAGCAGCCUGUUCCUUCUAUCCAUUUUUGUAAUUCUAUACACUCUUCAUAGAAGAGAAGUGAAGAAAACAAACAUCCCAGAUGAGCAAGAAACACAAAAUCAGAAUAUGUUUGAAGUAUGGAACUUCGAUGGGAAAAUGGUGUACGAGAACAUCAUUGCAGCAACUGAGGAGUUUGACUCCAAAUUUUGCAUUGGAGCGGGAGGGACUGGGAGUGUUUACAAGGCAGAGUUAAGCACUGGCCAAGUUGUUGCUGUGAAGAAGUUUCAUACAAACAUAAAUGAUGAUGAUCAUCAGAAGUCUCAAUAUCUCAAAGCAUUUACUAGUGAGGUUCAUGCACUAACACAUAUACGACAUCUUAACAUCGUGAAGCUAUAUGGGUUCUGUUCACAUCGAAGGCACUCGCUUUUGGUUUACGAGUUCAUAGAAGGUGGGAGCUUGCGAAAUGUACUCAUGAACAAUGACGAAGAAGCGAGAGCUUUUGGUUGGAACAAAAGGGUAAAUGUUGUGAAAGGUGUGGCAAAUGCAUUGUCUUAUAUGCACCAUGACUGCUCACCACCCAUAAUCCAUCGAGAUAUAUCAACCCAAAAUAUUCUGCUAAAUGCAGAACAUGAUGAAGCUCGUGUUUCUGAUUUUGGAACAGCUAGACUUCUCAAACCUUACUCAUCCAACUGGACUUCGUUUGCCGGAACUUUUGGAUAUGCUGCUCCAGAACUUGCUUACACAAUGGAAGUGAACGAGAAAUGUGAUGUGUAUAGCUUUGGAGUGGUGAUGCUGGAAACACUUAAGGGGAAGCAUCCGGGAGACCUCGUUUCAUCUCUCUCGUUGCCAUUGUCCUCACCAUCAUAUGCAACACCAGCUUAUGAUCAAGUAGCAAUUAUUGAUCUUUUGGACCAGCGCUUACCCCUUCCCACAAAUAAAGAAGCUGGGAAAGUGCUUUCUGUUAUCAGAAUAGCAUUUGCAUGCUUGCUUAACACUCCACAAUCGCGUCCAACAAUGAAACAGGUUGCUCAAGAGCUCUCAACUCAGACCCAUCAUUUGUCAAAGCCAUUGUCGUUGGUCUCCUUAGGAGAGUUGUUUGGUCUCAGUGAUUCUACUUCCUGAACACAUAUGCAUGUUUAUCUCUAUGCAUUUCGCUUUUAUUUUUCUUUUUUCUUGUUGAAGACUUGAAUGUGAAUGUGUUGCUGGUUUUCUUUAUGUUUUACUUUUGGGAUAAUAUUUCCUUGUGAUACAUGUAUUAUAUAAACUGGGGAGAGUUAAUCCUUAUGUGAGUUUAAGGUGUGGAAGAAAUAAACUGAUCUCUUUUAGCUACUCGUCCAA